UCUGAAAUUUGAGAAAAAAGAUGCGCAUGGUACUUGAGUAAAUACCUUACUUCAGUUUCUGUUGUGAUAAUCAGAUGUUCUCUUUUUUUCUUCUCCACAGUUUGUGUGUCUGGGUGGGACGCCCAGACGCAUGGAGCAAUUCGCUCACUUCCUCAUGGUGGAGCUGGACUUGAAAUUACCCACUGGGACCAUGUUGAGUGACAUCAGUCAGCAUUCGUACCGGUAUUCCAUGUACAAGGUCGGACCCGUGCUGUCCAUCAGUCACGGAAUGGGAAUGCCGUCCAUCAGCAUUUUGCUCCACGAGGUGAUCAAGUUGUUGUACCAUGCCAAGGUCGUGAACCCGGUUUUCUUCCGGAUCGGAACCUGUGGCGGGAUCGGAAUCGACGGCGGGAACCUUAUCGUCAGCACUGAAGCUGUCGACGGCGAGCUCAAUCCUUUCUACGAACUGACAGUUUUGGGGAAGAAAGUUCGUAGGCCUGCUGAAUUGGACGCUGAAUUGGUGGACGAGUUGAUGGAAUUGGCAAAUCCUGAUGAUCCGUGGCAAACGGAAUGCGGGAAAACCAUGUGUACCAACGAUUUUUACGAAGGCCAAGGUCGAAUGGACGGAGCAUUUUGUAAAUUUACGGAGGAAGAUAAAAUGGAUUUCCUUAAAAUGAUACGGAAUGAAGGAGUGGUGAACAUGGAAAUGGAGUCACUCGCAUUUGCAGCCCAGUGUCAAUAUGCCAAGAUAAAAGCUGCAGUUGUUUGUGUGGCUCUCCUCAACCGGCUUCAUGGUGAUCAGCACGGAAUGGGAAUGCCGUCCAUCAGCAUUUUGCUCCACGAGGUGAUCAAGUUGUUGUACCAUGCCAAGGUCGUGAACCCGGUUUUCUUCCGGAUCGGAACCUGUGGCGGGAUCGGAAUCGACGGCGGGAACCUUAUCGUCAGCACUGAAGCUGUCGACGGCGAGCUCAAUCCUUUCUACGAACUGACAGUUUUGGGGAAGAAAGUUCGUAGACCUGCUGAAUUGGACGCUGAAUUGGUGGACGAGUUGAUGGAAUUGGCAAAUCCUGAUGAUCCGUGGCAAACGGAAUGCGGGAAAACCAUGUGUACCAACGAUUUUUACGAAGGCCAAGGUCGAAUGGACGGAGCAUUUUGUAAAUUUACAGAGGAGGACAAAAUGGAUUUCCUUAAAAUGAUACGGAAUGAAGGAGUGGUGAACAUGGAAAUGGAGUCCCUGGCAUUUGCAGCCCAGUGUCAAUAUGCCAAGAUAAAAGCUGCAGUUGUUUGUGUGGCUCUCCUCAACCGGCUUCAUGGUGAUCAGGUUGCAUCUCCCAAAGAAGUUCUGGAAGAAUGGCAAACAAGGCCCCAAAAGCUGGUUGCUCGUUACAUCAAGAAGCAAUUAGGAAUUGGAGAUAAGUUAUUGUCACCUUUGGAGACAAUGACCCCAGUGCCUUCCAGAGAAAAGUUCAACCAUGCCAUGGUGUCUCCUAGGAAACUCAGGCUGGUCACACAGGAGUCCAUGUCAUAUGAAUGACAGGAUGAACAUCAGUAGUUUUUACUGAACCAUUGCGAGAUCUUUAUGUUGCUCUUUUUGUUGAAUCUUUGGUAUACUUGAGUUGAGCAAGAGUUACAGCAAACACACUAUAUAUAAGCAAACAUUUUUUUCUAUGUUUUCUCCUAUUUUCUACCAUUGUUCAACUUCACUUUUUGUUCCUGUAGGAGUGAUUUGAUUUUGAUGAGCUAUGAAAAUAUUUUCCUGUGGGAAGUUUGCUGAUUUUCUUUCCAAGUUUUUUUUUUUUUAGAAUUUUCUGUUUGAAUGUGAUUGAGCAUAGUUGCAAGUGUGAAUGAGGA
Notodromas monacha is the source of this 1830-nucleotide messenger RNA. Lineage: Eukaryota; Metazoa; Arthropoda; Ostracoda; Podocopida; Cyprididae. The record is from the annotation of a GenBank genome assembly.